AUGGUCAAAGCAAUCAGAGGCACGCUCGUCAAGUGCGACGCAUCCAUCAAAGCCAUGCUGGUCGACAUUGACAGCAAGAACAACAACGAAUACAUCAUCGAAGAGCUCGACGAGGAGCACAUAUUAGUCAAGGAAACGCGUAUCAACGAGCUCAAAGCGCGUUUGAACCAGAUGAUGAGGGAGCGCCUAAAGGAGCCAGAGAGUUCAGACUCGGAGUAG
Molecule: messenger RNA, 219 nt
Organism: Alternaria arborescens
Lineage: Eukaryota; Fungi; Ascomycota; Dothideomycetes; Pleosporales; Pleosporaceae
Exons: 3
Coding region: 1-219 (72 amino acids)
Biological process (GO): nucleotide-excision repair; transcription initiation at RNA polymerase II promoter; nucleotide-excision repair, preincision complex assembly
Cellular component (GO): transcription factor TFIIH core complex; transcription factor TFIIH holo complex
Source: RefSeq, a predicted model, not a curated record